Molecule: messenger RNA, 526 nt
Organism: Aspergillus ochraceoroseus IBT 24754
Lineage: Eukaryota; Fungi; Ascomycota; Eurotiomycetes; Eurotiales; Aspergillaceae
Exons: 4
Coding region: 38-526 (162 amino acids)
Source: RefSeq, a predicted model, not a curated record
AUUCAUUUCCUUGCAGGAUCCUGGUCAAUGCUUGAACAUGACUGAGGCAUCCUUUAACUCAACUGACGGUGACGAAGUCCACGCGGUCACCAAGCAGAAGAAACAGGAGACCAUGCACCGAAUUAAUCGUUUAAGAAACAGCUCUCGGAAGGAGGAUAAGUUUGAUCUCUCUCAGAAAUUCGAAUUCUUACUAAACACUGCCACGAGAGGCGUAGCUGAACGUCGCAUUAACACCGAAAGAGAAACAGUCCCCCAAUACUUUCAUCUGUGGGUUGAAGUCAAAAUAAAUACCCUCCGUGCUCCUCAUAGGGAUGAUAUGCGAGAGCGGGGAAAUGAAUCGGCCUCGUACACUGAUUAUGACAGCCAAACGCCUCUCACCAAACGCGCCCCGACUACCGUUCUCAGCCUAGGACACGGAGGAUGCUUCAAAACACUCCACCGUUGCAAGCCUAGCCCCAACGUCCUCGGAGAGUAUGGUGACACAGGUAGGGUGACUCCGCUAUCUGGCUUUGUUAUGCAGCGAUAA